AUGAUUAUAGUAGCCUAUAUUGAAAAAACAACAACAAUAGUUGAAAGACUACGAUCUGCUUGGUGUGUUGUGUUUUUUUGUCGACCAUGGUUUAUCUGGAUAAAAUUUAAAACAUUUAAUUUAAUACAAGCCAGAAAAAAUAAUAAAAGCAGAUAUUUUAUUACACAACCAGCAUUUUUAUCGGUUGAAAUAAAUGGUCAUAAUUUAUUAUAUUUAAUUUUACUUGUCAAACAAAAGCAAAAUACGCGAGCGUUAAGUGGAAUUUAUUCAGCCAUAGUCAACUUUAUAGUACAUGAUUUUCUACGACGUGCCCGAAGAUUAUCAUUAUUGAAUGACAUUAAAUGUAAACAGUUACAUAAUGGUUCAGUUGACAAGUUAGUCUUUCCGGUUCAUUAUAAACAUCGAGUUGAACGUCAAUCAUCAUUUACACACAGUCAACUUGAAAUUGAUGAAAUAGACAUCGAACAAGUUAUUGCUGAUGCCUAUCAUCAUGCUGUUGAUAUGCUUGAAGUGAAUAUUUAUUCGACAAUUAAAUUCCAAUUCACAAAACAUAAUUACUCUUCUCAAAUAAGCAAUAUAGACGAUGAAGUAUUUGAAAGUGACAAUGAUAAUGCUGAAGAUGGAGAUGACACAACAAAUGAUCUCAGCAUGAAUGAGGACAAUAAUGAUAGCUCUAUUAACAACGAUUACACUGAUGAAGAUGAACAAAAUAACAUUCAUGAUUUAAUAAAUACUACAAAGAAAGACUUCUCUGGAGUAAAAAUUGCUGAUAAAGUGGAGCCUCAUAUUUAA
Messenger RNA from Rotaria socialis, 792 nucleotides. The record is from the annotation of a GenBank genome assembly. Lineage: Eukaryota; Metazoa; Rotifera; Eurotatoria; Philodinida; Philodinidae.